AUGGGCCAUUGUUCGACAUAUAUGCCAGCCCAUUGGCCGUAUUAUUGGGCAUGGUGAUGGGCCAUGGAGCCCAAAUUAAGAUUUUCUAAAUCUAAAAUCCAGAGCCUCAGCCGCGGGAUUUGCUGGUUCGGAGUUUGACGGUGUUUGGGUCGGGAACAGCGAAGGAGACUCAGAUCUAAUCACAGGAAAAUACGAAUUUACCGUUUUGCUCUUCCUCUCUCUCAGUCUCAGCCAACUAUGAACGAUUUGAGCAUGGUCUCGGGAGGGAGUUUUUUUGCAUGUUUUUAAUGGUGGAAGUUGAAUACAUAUGCAAGCUAUGGAACUGUCAAAGAAGACGAGGAGAAGGGGCUUUCUGAAAAACUCGGUUGCUUUUGUAUGCGUAGUUGUGUCUGUUUGUUGCCUUUUUGUAGUUAUCAUUUCUAUGCUUCGGCUUCCUGAAGUUCCAGUUGGGUUGUAUCGAACAACAGAGAUGGGAAAAGUUUCCGAGAAUGAGAAGUUCAUAGGGAGGUUUGGGGAGAUGAUGAUUGGGAUGUUGCCUCAAGAUCUUGCUUUUACUGUGUUUGUUCCUUCCCAGAGAGCUUUUGAGCGCGAUUUGAGGCUGCGAGUGAAUGAUAGUCUUGUGGGGGAGAAGAUGAAUGAUACGUAUGCUGUAGUUUCUCGGAUUUUGGGUUUCUCAGCUGUUCCUCGGACGCUUUCAUCAGUAACGGUACCGUUUGGUAGGGAAAUCUCAUAUGAUUCCAUCUCUGGGUUUACUUUGUACAUUUCAAAGGAUAUAGAUGGGGUGCUGUUUGUUAACAGAGUCCGAUCAGAAAGGGUGGAUCUUAGAAAGAGAGAGAUUGUUGUGCAUAUUAUGGAUGGAGUCAUCAUGGAUGCUGAGUUCGAGCAAUCAAUUUGAGCUUAUUACAGUGAAGAAGAAGAAUGAGUGAAAACCAUCCAUCCAAGCUCUAUUUGAAUUGACUUCAUCCUUAGCUUGUAUACUUCAUUGGUCAUGGAUGGUAGAAAAAUAGUCAAAUGAUUAUAUACUGAACAAUCAUAAUUUAUUAUGAUACCAAAACAGGGAUUUUGAGAUUAGAUUUUUGAGACAAAUAGUAAUUUGAUAAAUCAGAGACGUAUUUUGCGCA
Alnus glutinosa is the source of this 1121-nucleotide messenger RNA. RefSeq lists its product as uncharacterized. Bases 308 to 895 code for a protein of 195 amino acids. The transcript has 2 exons. The record is from RefSeq and is a predicted model, not a curated record. Lineage: Eukaryota; Viridiplantae; Streptophyta; Magnoliopsida; Fagales; Betulaceae.